This is a messenger RNA of Adineta ricciae, 405 nucleotides long. The record is from the annotation of a GenBank genome assembly. Lineage: Eukaryota; Metazoa; Rotifera; Eurotatoria; Adinetida; Adinetidae.
AUGAAUUGUAAGGUUUGUCAAGAGAUAGCAUUACCAACAAUUCUUGGAGGUCUCAAACUAUGCGACGAAGAUCCAACGUCGAAAAAUCCAUUGAAUAAAUAUAAAUCAGUCGAUACACUUUAUGAUGUUAUUAUUCGUAUUAACAAUUUAUCGGAUUUACGUUCUGAAGAAUGGGAAAUCUUAGUUGGUAAACAUACCAAAUGUGUCAUACCAAUUCCAGUAAUAACAGAUAAUUCAAAUGAACCAUUAAAAGCAUCGAGUGAAGUGAAGGAAGGAGUCGUCGCAUAUAACCGAGGGAAAACGUAUUUAUUGAGAAAACUUCGUAAAGUUGAACUUCCAAGUGGAAAUUUAAUGUCGACGGAAGGAACUUCGAUUGCAGCUGGAAGAGAAACUAUAUCAAUCUAG